Molecule: messenger RNA, 6940 nt
Organism: Syngnathus typhle (broad-nosed pipefish)
Lineage: Eukaryota; Metazoa; Chordata; Actinopteri; Syngnathiformes; Syngnathidae
Gene: pik3c2b
Product: phosphatidylinositol-4-phosphate 3-kinase, catalytic subunit type 2 beta
Exons: 32
Coding region: 505-5136 (1543 amino acids)
Biological process (GO): cell migration; phosphatidylinositol 3-kinase/protein kinase B signal transduction; phosphatidylinositol-mediated signaling
Cellular component (GO): plasma membrane; cytoplasm; phosphatidylinositol 3-kinase complex
Molecular function (GO): 1-phosphatidylinositol-4-phosphate 3-kinase activity; 1-phosphatidylinositol-3-kinase activity; phosphatidylinositol binding
Source: RefSeq, a predicted model, not a curated record
UACAGGUGAUUUGAGUAUCAUCGAAAUCAAAAUGUUUUCGGGAACAGUGAAACCAUCUAAACCACAAACAUUGACCGGAGCGACUCAAAUAUUUUGGAUUAAAGUCAUUUGAACGCAAGUUUCGGGUUUUUCUUCAUUUUACUUAGAAACAACUUGCGGAAACUACAAGCUUCCUCUCAAAUGGAACUGGGUGCCACUUGCUCUCGGAGGAGAGAGUCCCGAAAAUAGAAAGAAGCGACUCCAGCGGCGAGCGUGUCCAUGUGUCGGUGUGGUCAGGUUCCGAGGCUCCGGACAAGCUUUACGCGUACGCUACUGCUGUCCCUACUGCCACCCCUGACAAUUGAGGGGCUAGAUCCGAAAUUUUUGCCUCGCUCACUCGAAUAGGAUUUUGAUAUUUAUUGUUCCUAUGACGCGGGCUUUCUCCGUCGCCAACGAUACCGCUGGCUCCGGUGAAGCGGCCGCGGCCCGCCGGGAACCCAGCAAGCGGAUCGCAACGCUUCCAUUAUGUCGGAGUGGCAGACCCAGAAGGAGGGCGGCGUGAGUGGGAGCCGGGCCUGCCCGGAUUCUCUUGGACUCAGUCGGAAAGAGCUGGUCCUGGCUGAGGCCUUGCAGAUGGAGUACGACGCCCUCUCCAGGCUCAAGCAGAACCAAAAGGCCCCCGCCGGGGAGCGGGCUCUGUCCGACUCCUCCCUAACCCUCCCUGCCGUCUACAUCCCGGAUGGCCCCGAACUGAACGAGCGCAGCCCCCCCGACGCCGAGACCCUUCCCAGCGGCAUCCAAACAUUUCCUGACAAUACCUCCCCCGCCGUGCCCCCGCGCAACCUCAUCCCACCAUUGCCGCCACGACGGGGCUCAGAGAAUCCCUGGUUGCCGGGUAGAGCGCCUGACACGGGGCUGCACAAAGUCCCUCCGGGCGAGCCGGACUGCGAUGCCGUCGACGACCCACCUGGGAAGUCCGUGGCGCAGAACCACACCCUCCCCCCUCAAGUCCCGCCCAGGACCUACUUACCCACCGCCAAAAGCGACAAGAACCGGCGCCGAGCGUCGGCGGAGCCGGUGGCGUCGGGCUUACGGACCAGCGGCUUCGGCUACCAACUCUUUCAGGUGUUGGAGGAACGCGACGAGGAGGUGGCAGCGUUCUGCCACAUGCUGGACGUGCUGCGUUUGGCGUACCCGCAUUGCAAGCGCUCCACCAACGCCGGCUUGGUCUGGUCUCCGCGGGCCGGCCCGGAAGAGACCCGCUGCGGCCCGUAUCCUGCCAUCAAGGUGACGGUCAUCAGCGCUCACUUUGAGGAGCCGCUCAUCUUUACUUGUGAUGGCUCCUCCACGGCGGACCUGAUCAUCUACCAGAUGCUGUGCUACACUCAUGAGGACCUGAACCACCUGGACGUGAACGACUACCUGCUGAGGGUGUGCGGAUACGACGAGUACCUCCAAAACAUGUGUGUUUGUGUGCGUGCGUGUGGCAGCUGUCAGACUUUGGCAGGUUCAGAGUAUGUGCAACAAUGUUUGAAGUUGGACCGGGAUGUUCGACUAGUCCUCACUCGGCGAGAUGGUAUCGACACGGAGCUGGCACGCACGAAGGACGAUGACGAGCUGGCGUCCGCGUUGAACCACGGCAUCCUGCUGCAGGAGCGACCCAUCAAGCAGACGCUCACCAGGGAGGCUCUGACGGUGCUGCUGGACACCUUCCACAACGAGGCCGAGUCCUUCACGCUGGCUGAGGCGGAGCCGGCGCCGCCGCGCGUGGAGCGGCUGGUCCAGUCGGUGAAGGCGCUGUGCAGCUCGCUAGCAGGCGUGGAGACGCCGGAGGUGACGGUGGCACUCGGACGGCUGCCUCCUCGUCCCUGUCGCCUGCAGCCCAAAGUCCUCAAGGAUGCCUCGGCGCUGUGCGUCCAGGAGAACCGAAGUAAGUUCGCUUGUUCGCGUCCCUCCCGCCGCUCGUCCUCACAAUAUCCUGUCCGCUCCGCUUGCCGUCUCACAGAGAAUCUGGUGGAGAGGCUGACAGCAGCCAUCUUGGACCUGGUGGACCUGUACUGCGCCACUUUCAACGCCGACUUCCACACGGCGCCACACAACCGCCCCGGCGCCAUGCCCAUCCAGGAGGCGGGACGCACAGCCACCGUGCUCUCCUUCAAUGUCUACGCCGCGCACCGCCUGCCCGUCACCUGGGCUGCCAGUUACGAGAGCUACUUCCUGUCAUGCGCGCUGAGUCACGGAGGGGUGGAGCUCUGCGCCCCCCAGCACACCAGCAAGCAGAUGGUCAACAAAUACCUCUUCCACCUGGUGGUGUGGGACCAGAGAGUGACCUUCCCGGUGCAGAUCAGCCAGCUUCCCCGGGAGACACAGCUGACGGUGACGCUGUAUGCCAGCUCGCUGCUGCCCCCCGGCAGCUCAGAGGAGAAGGGCAGGCAGCGGCGUGGCGCCGAGGCCCUGGGCUGGGUAACCCUGCCACUCUUUGACUUUAGGCACGUGCUGAUGCGCGGCAGGAAGCUGCUGGGCCUUUGGCCUUCUGCAGCGGGGAGCAGCAUUAACGCCCGCUCUGGCUCGCCCAACUUGAGCCAGCUGGACAGCGUCAUCCUGCAGGUGGACUUCCCAUCGCCGCCCUUCCAGGUUGUCUUCGGAAUGCCGCCCGCCACCGAUUUCUGCCCUCGAUACGACUUCUCCCAACUGGACGCCGAGAGCCAGGUGGUGCUGCGCAACAUCCUCCACAAGAAGGCCUUCUUCUGGCUGACGGCGGAGGACAAGCGCGCCGUGUGGGAGAAGAAGGCCUUCCUCCAGGCGGAGAGCAGCCCGCUUCCACUGGUGCUGGCCAGCGCCCCCUGCUGGCAGUGGGCCUGCCUGCCAGAGCUCUAUGCACUGCUGAAACAGUGGGCCUGCCCGGGCCACCUGGACGCACUGGGCCUGCUCCACGACUCGUUCCCGGACCAGGAGCUUCGCAGGACGGCCGUCAAGUGGAUGGACGCGAUCUCCGAGCCGGAGCUGGUUGACUUCCUGCCUCAACUCGUACAGGCGGUGAAGUAUGAGUGCUACCUGGACAGCUCGCUGGUGCGCUUCCUGCUGCGGCGUGCCAUCCAAGACCUGAGUGUCACUCAGCAGCUUUUCUGGCUGCUGAAGGACAACCUGCAAGAUAGCCAGUUCCGCGCUCGCUAUCAACACCUGCUGGCUGCCCUGCUGUGCUGCGCGGGCCGCGGCGUCCGAGAGCAGCUGGACCGCCAGUGCUGGAUGGUGUCCAUCCUCACUAAGGUUGCCCAAAGCGUCCGGGACGCCGCGUCUGCCGCCAGACAGGCGGCGCUGCGGGACGCUCUGGAGGAGAUGAAGAGCUUCUUCUCCAUCAACGGCAGCUGCCGACUUCCCCUCAACCCGGCACUGCGGGUGCGGGGGAUCUGUAUCCCGGCGUGCUCCUUCUUCAACUCCAACACCGUCCCACUCAAGUUGACCUUCUGCAACUUCGACCCACUCGGCGACGCCAUCAGCGUCAUCUUCAAAGUCAGACCGCCUGUCUCAGGCGAUGACCUGCGUCAGGACAUGCUGACGCUGCAGGUGAUCCGCAUCAUGAACAGGAUCUGGCUCCAGGAGGGUCUGGACAUGAGGAUGGUCAUCUUCAAGUGCUUGUCCACAGGGCGGGGCCGCGGCAUGGUGGAGAUGAUCCCUCAGGCCGAGACGCUGCGCAAGAUCCAGGUGGAGCACGGCGUGACGGGAUCCUUCAAAGACCGACCGCUGGCUGACUGGCUUCAGAAGCACAACCCUGCCGAAGAGCAGUACGACAAGGCGGUGGAGAACUUCAUCUACUCGUGCGCGGGCUGCUGCGUGGCCACGUACGUGCUCGGAAUCUGCGACCGGCACAACGACAACAUCAUGCUGAAGACCAGCGGCCACAUGUUCCACAUCGACUUUGGCAGGUUCCUGGGACACGCGCAGAUGUUUGGCAAUAUCAAGCGGGACCGCGCACCGUUCGUCUUCACGUCCGACAUGGCUUACGUCAUCAACGGCGGGGACAAACCGUCCAGUCGCUUUCACGACUUUGUGGACCUUUGCUGCGAGGCCUACAACAUCAUCCGCAAGCACGCGCACCUCUUCGUCAACCUGCUCGGCCUGAUGCUGUCAUGCGGAAUUCCCGAAUUGUCCGACGUCGAUGAUCUCAAGUACGUCUACGAUGCUCUGAGGCCUCAUGAGUCGGAGGCGGACGCCACCAUGUACUUCACCAGGUUGAUCGAGACGAGCCUGGGCAGCGUGGCGACCAAGCUGAACUUCUUCAUCCACAACCUGGCGCAGAUGAAGUUCGCGUGUGGCGAGGACGUCCCGUCGCUGUCGUUCGCCCCUCGCGUGCACACGGCUCAGAGCGACCGCGUCAUCCAAAGUCUCUACGUGUGCGCGCACGGCAGCGGCCAUGGGAAAGCUCACACCUACGCGGUGAAGGUGGAGCGUGAUGGCCAGCAGGAAGCGCAAUUGGUGCAGCGGACCUUUGAGGAGUUUCAGGAACUUCACAGCAAACUCAGGCUCCUGUUCCCCUCCUCCAAGCUUCCCAGCUUCCCCGGCCGCCUGGCGAUGGGCCGUUCCCGCGGCGAGGGGGCGGCGGAGCGGCGCAAAGACGAGCUGAACGGUUACGUGCGGCAGCUCCUCCACGCCGUGCAGGACGUCGCACAGUGUGAUCUGGUGUACACGUUCUUCCACCCCCUACCCAGAGACGAGCUACCAGGACCAAGCAGCAGCAGCAAAACAGAAAUGCCGUGGAGUCCGUCUGGCAAAGAUUUGGGCGAGGUCAAACUGUCCAUCUGCUACCGCAACGAGAAACUCUUCAUCAUGGUCAUGCACAUCCGAGGCCUGCAGCCGCUUCAGGACGGUACUGACCCUGACCCGUACGUAAAACUCUACCUCCUGCCAGACCCACAAAAGACCAGCAAGAGGAAGACAAAGGCGGCGCGACGCACCUGCAACCCAACCUAUAACGAGAUGUUGGUGUACGAGCGCAUCCCGCAUGGCGACCUGCAGCGGCGCCAGGUGCAUGUGCGCGUGCUGGCUGAUGGCACCUUCUGGGACAACACGCUGUUGGGCGAGGCCUUAGUGCCACUCGGGGCGCUGGUUCCGGGUCAGCGCUGGCUCCACUGGCACCCAUUGGCGCCGGUGCCACAAUGAGCACCGCGCGUCCACCGCAGAAAAAACGGGAGCGCGUAUGGAAAAACCCUUUUGGCAUCAACCCCACCUCCGACUCGUCAGCGAGCGAGCGCGCGCGCUUAUAACUUUGCUCUACUGCAGAGGCGUAGCCGAGCCGGGGCGGCGCCCCGGUUAGGACUCCCUGCGCCCCGGUUGAAAAAAAUCGAGCUUUUUCGAUUCUUCAUUUUCAUGCCGUUUUUUUCUUUCGGUCUUGCGCAAAUGUGCUUGCGCUAUUCUAUGUGCGCGAUGUUAUCCAUUCACCGUUUGCCUCCCGUACCCGGAUGUUGUUUUAGCGAUCAGCGAACGGCGUGGGUGAUGUUCGGUUUUUUUUCCUGUGGGCGUGCGCCCCUACUGGAAAAAUUCCUCGCUACGCCUCUGACUAAGUAUACUAGUAGGGUAUUCAACUAAUCACUUGAAUCGUCGAACUCAAAACACCUGCAAGGGCUUCCUGAGCCUUGAUAAACACACAAAGCUUAGUUCAGUAAACUAAAUCACAAGUAUGGAGAAGACUGCUGAUCUGACUGCUGUCCAGAGGACCAUCAUUGACACCCUCCAUCAGGAGGGUAAGACACAAAAAUACAUUUCUCUAAGAGCAAACUGUUAACAGAGUGCAGUUUCAAAGCACAUCCACAAAACGUUUGUUGGAAGGGGAAAAUGUGGCAGGAAACACUGCACAACCAAGAGAGAUGAGUGCAGCCUUAACAGCAUUGUGAAGAAGAGUUGCUUCCAGAAUUUGGGGGAGCUUCAAAGACAGUGGACUGUACAUGUAUUACUGUAUUAUGUUUGAGGCAGUUCAACAAAAUCCCGGACGAUUUUUGAAAUUGGAGUCCAGGUAUCAAAAGCCACUGUUCACAGACGUGUCCGGGAAAUGGGCUACAAUAGCCUUAUUCCCAUGGUCAAGCCACUUCUGAACUCAAGACAACGGAAGAAGCAUCUGACAUUGGCCUAUGGAGAAGAAGCAGUGGACAGUUCCAGAGUGGUCCAAAGUCGUCUUUUCAGACAAAAGCAAGUUUUGUAUUUCAUUUGGAAGUCAAGGCGCCAGAGUCUGGAGAAAAGGCUGGAGAGGAGCAAAAUCCAAGUUGCUUGAAAUCCAGUGUGAAGUUCCCACAGUCAGGGAUGGUUUGGGGAGCCAUGUCAGCUGCUGGUUUUGGUCCACUGUGUUUCAUCAAGUCCAGAGUAAAUGCAGAUUUUUUAGCACUACAUGCUUCCGUCUGCUGAAAAGCUCUAUGGAGAUGAUGAUUUCAUUUUCCAGCAUGAUCUGUCACCUGCCCACAGUGCCAAAACCACCAGUAGAUGGUGUACCGACCAUGGCAUUACUGUCCUCGAUUGGCCUGCCAAUUCCCCUGACCUGAACCCCGUAAUUUGUGGGGUAUUGUGAAGAAGAAGCUGAAAGACACCAGACCCAACAAUGCAAAUGAGCUAAAGGCAGCUAUUGAAGCAUCCUGGGGAUCCGUAACACCUCAGCAAUGUCACAGGUUGAUUGACUCCAUGCCACACCGCAUUGGUUGCAGUAAACCGUGCAAAAGGAUUCCCAACCAAGUAAGCAUUAAUGGACAAUGUUUGAUUUUGUUUUGCUGUUUUAAAUUUUUUUUUUUACUUGGUCUGAGGAAAUAUUCGAAUAUUUUGAGAUAGGAUAGUUGAGUUUUCUUAAGCUGUAUGCCAUAAUCAGCAAUAUUAAAAUAAUAAAAGGCUUGCAAUAUUUCAGUUGAUUUGUAAUGACUCCAGAAUGUAUGACAUUUUUGUUUUUUUAAUUACAUUAGAGAAAAUAAAGAACUUUAUCACAAUA